This is a messenger RNA of Drosophila arizonae, 5139 nucleotides long. RefSeq names its product HIF-1 transcription factor component sima (gene sima). NCBI's taxonomy places the organism in Eukaryota, Metazoa, Arthropoda, Insecta, Diptera, Drosophilidae. Gene Ontology annotation, molecular function: DNA-binding transcription factor activity, RNA polymerase II-specific; protein dimerization activity; RNA polymerase II transcription regulatory region sequence-specific DNA binding. The record is from RefSeq and is a predicted model, not a curated record. Gene Ontology annotation, biological process: regulation of transcription by RNA polymerase II; cellular response to hypoxia.
CAUGGCUUAGGCCAUCUUCUGAUUGAAACUAAUAAUGUUUAACUCGUGCAACUCGUGGGAAACCUGUGAUUUUCCCUGCACUGAAAAUACUUUUUAUGGCGACGAUGUCAAUUGUUUUUACGAGCCAGACAUUAAACCACAACAACAGCAGCCACAAAAUUCGCUUGAUGGCCUAAUUUACGGCCGUAGGCUCAUCAAUGAGCCCACCGUGAAUUUCAAUAAUGGUGGCUUCUAUAACACCCAAGCAGCAGCAGCACCACCGCCAAUGGUUGCCUACGGCCAAUGUGGUGCUGGCUUGUACAACGACUGUUCGAGCCUGGAAAUGAGUUCACCUUGCUCUGCGACGCGUUUUCAUCCCUACCAGCGGCAGACCUCCGAUUUUGGGUCGUUUCCGCCGGGCUAUGGCCAACAGUCGAGCAUGCCCUAUGCCCGGCCAGGUUUGCCGUUGCUCAACCUUCCCGUGCCCUGUCGCGGCAAUCAGCCGUGGGGCUAUGAGCAUUGCUAUGGCUAUGGUCCGAGUCAGCCGGAGCCAUGUCAAUUUACGCAGUUUGUGGAUAUCGAGGACUUUAUGAAUAAUGAAAAGCGCAAGGAAAAGUCACGGGAUGCGGCACGCUCUCGUCGCUCCAAGGAGACGGAAAUAUUUAUGGAACUAUCGACGGCAUUGCCUCUAAAGGCCGAGGAUGUAAAUCAGCUGGACAAGGCAUCUGUGAUGCGCAUUACCAUCGCCUGCCUCAAGAUACGUCAGAUGCUUGAGUUUUUGCCCGACUGCGAUGCGGUCAAACCGAAAGUGGAGUUCUUCGAAGAGGAUUGGCUAAAGUGCGCCGAGGCCAGUGAACUGUUGAAACAAACCAUGGAUGGUUUUCUGCUGGUGCUAUCUAAUGAGGGUGACGUCACCUAUGUUUCGGAUAAUAUAAUGGAUUACCUCGGCAUAACCAAGAUCGAUACGCUCGGCCAACAGAUUUGGGAGUAUACGCAUCAGUGCGAUCAUGCUGAGAUUAAGGAGGCACUUAAUCUCAAACGCAAUGGCAUUGUUGACAAGGUCAAGGAUGAGCAGCUAAUUGAAUCGGGCGUUAGCACGCAUCAUCGUGAUCUAUUCGUGCGCAUGAAGUGCACUCUGACCAGUCGCGGGCGCAGCAUCAACAUCAAGAGCGCCUCUUAUAAGGUUAUUCACAUAACCGGCCAUUUGCGCGUGAAUAGCAAAGGAGAGCGCGUUUUAAUUGCCAUUGGGCGGCCCAUACCGCAUCCUUCGAACAUUGAAAUACCGCUGGGCACCAGCACAUUUCUGACCAAGCACAGUCUGGACAUGAAAUUCACCUAUGUGGAUGACAAAAUGCACGCACUGCUUGGCUAUCUGCCUGGCGAUCUGCUGGAGACGUCACUUUUCCAAUGCCAGCACGGCGCCGACUCAGAGCGUCUGAUGGCCAUCUUUAAGAGCGUGAUUAACAAGGGACAGGGCGAGACGUGUCGCUAUCGUUUUCUAGGCAAAUAUGGUGGCUACUGCUGGAUCGUGACUCAGGCAACGAUUGUUUACGAUAAGCUAAAGCCGCAGAGCGUUGUCUGCGUUAAUUAUGUCAUCAGUAAUCUUGAGAACAAACAUGAGAUUUAUUCACUUGCGCAACAAACGGCGGCAAGUGAGGAACAGGCAAAGCAGCAACAGCAACAGCAACAACUACCUGAAACUAACAACGAAACAACAAUUGCUAAACAACAAGUUGCCGAAACAACUAAAGCAACAACUGAAACAACAACUGCAACAACAACCGCAGCCGCAACAACUUUAGACAAACCCAAAGUGAUUGAGACUGCUAACGAAACAACAACAACACCAACUCCAACAACUGCUGCUGCAACUAACCCACCAUCAGCACCACCACCACCAACAGCAACAACAACAACUAAAACAUCUAGUAACAACAACAACAACAACAUCAAUACCGUAACCUCAACUUUAGUUAACAAAUCGCAGCAACUGCAAACCGAAUUGCUUAUCAAACGUGAAAAUAAUUCACCCGGACCGCGCACCAUCACAGCACAGAUCCUCAGCAACAACAACAACAUCAUCAACAACAACAACAAUUUGUUGCGUAUCGAAGAGAAACGUCCCAAAUCGGUGACCGCCUCACUCAUACGCAGCACCCCAGCAGCUGCUGCCCCGAAGAAGAAUUCAAUUGCUGCUCAGACGUUGCCGCCGACAACAACAGCAACAGCUGCCAUAUUGAACAACAAUUUGCAACAGCAACAGCAACAACUGCAGCAACAACAGCAACAAGCACAAGAUAUGAAUAAAGGAUUCUUAUCGUUCGCUGAUGAAGGCCGAGGAUUAACAAUGCUGAAAGAGGAACCGGAUGACUUGUCGCAACAGUUGGUCAACGGCGCGUCCGGCAUUCACUUGGAUGAGCCCUUUGGCGAGAUUUUGGUGGGCUUGAUGAACUCCUGCCUGCUGCCCGAUGAGAUUGGCUCGCUGGACUCGACCACCUGCUCGACGACGGGCAGUGUAACGCACUAUCACAACAACAGCAACAGCAAUAGCAGCAAUAGCAGCAGCAACAACAACAACAACAGCAACAACAACAGCAGCAACAACAGUAGCAACAGUUACAACAGCAAUCGUCAGAGCUUAAACACAGCUCAACGGCCACCACAACAACAGCAGCAACAGCAACAGCAACAGCAGCAGCAGCAGCGGCAGCAACAGCUGCAACGGCAGCAACAGCCACAGCAGGAAAAUGGCAACAGCAACAGCAGCAACAUUGAUCCGCUGUUCAACUAUCGCGAUGAAUCGAAUGACACCAGCUGCUCGCAGCAUCUGCACUCGCCUAAGACGCCCGAGGACGGCAGUCUGCCGUCGCUGUGCAGCCCGAACUCGCUGUCGCAGGAGGACGACUUCACGUUCGUUGACUUUGGCAUGCGCGCUCCUUAUAUACCCAUGGGCGAUGAUAUGCCGCUGCUGACCGAGAGCGAUCUCAUGUGGUGUCCGGCGGAUGAUUUGCCGCCCAUCGUGCCCAAGGAUGUGGACAGCAUGCAGCAGCACUUGCAGCAGUUGCACCAGCAACAGCAGCAGCAGCAGCAGCAGCAAUAUAACAGCUACCAGCAACCGUUGCAACAGCAAUCGCAGCAGCAGCAACAUUUUUCCAGUUCGCUGUGCUCCUCGCCUGCCUCCACAGUGUCGUCGCUGUCGCCAUCGCCCGUGCAGCAGCAACAGCAUCAACAGCAGCAGCAGCAGCAACAACAACAACAACAACAGCAGCAGCAACACUCAAAUGUCUACACCACUGGCUCCAGCGAGCUGGCAGCCUUGCUCUGCGGCACCGGCAAUGGCACGCUCUCGAUUUUGGGCAAUAUCUCUGGCGAGGAUCGGCUGCAGCAGAAUGAGCAGGACUUGCGCAGUUUCCAGCAAAUGCAGCCGGCGCUGCAGCUGGAGGAGGAGGAGCAACUCGAACGCGAGCAGCCGACAUAUUUCCAGCAGCAAAUGUUGCUGAGCAUUGGCAGGCAGUGCAAGAAGGAGAAGUUCGAUGUCUCAUUGUCCAGCAGCCUAUGUACCUCAAUAGAGGAUGCAUUUCACAACGAUUACAGCAAAGAUUCCACCAAUUUGGAUUGCUGGAGCGAUUUGUUGCAAAUGAAUGUGGCUGUGCCCAACAGCAGUCCCGUGGUCUCUCCAGCACCCAGCAAAGUGGCAACGUUGCCGCUAUUACAACAACAACAACAGCAGCAGCAGCAGCAGCAACAGUUGCCACAGCAACAGCAGCAGCAGCAGCAGAAUAUCAUAUUGAAUGCCGUGCCAUUGAUAACCAUUCAAAACAAUGCGACAAUGUUGCAGCAGCAGCUGCAACAGCAGCAGCAAUCGGAGGAGGAGUUGCAGGAGUUGAUGCUGCCCAGCAAGCAGCCUGCCAAGAGGCUAUUGAAUGGCACCAAGGCAACCAUACGCCUGGUGGAAAGCAAAAUUACGCCCGCAACAAGGGCAACUCUGGUGCAAACGCUGUCGCCACAGCAACAUCAGCAGCAGCAGCAGCAACAUGGCAAUAAGCGUCAUUUGAAUGGCCAAUCAGCAGCUGGCAAUGUUGUGGAGUCGAAGCGUCUGAAGAGCGGAACACUCACUCUGGAAGUGCAAUCGCCACAGCUGCUGCAGCAGCUGAUGGGCAAGGAGCAACAGCAGCAGCAACAGCAGCAGCAGCAGGCAAACAAGCGACACGCAUGCGAACGCUGGUCUACAGCAGCUGAUGCCAAGCAACAGAAGCAACAGCAGCAACAGCAACAACAUCAUCAGCAGCAGCAGCAGCAGCAACAGUCGAAUUCUGUGCUAAAGAAUCUGUUGGUUAGCGGACGUGAUUCAAAUAACAAUGAAGGCGUAGCCGUGCCCAUGAUCAUCGACGACAACUCUCUGGACCAGGUGGUGGCGCCCACUCUCGUAUCGGCCAACGCCUGCAAGUACUCGAUGCCGCUGCACUGCCACACGGCAACUGCCUCGGUGCUGCGCAACUAUCGCCACAAUCCGCUGAUCAGCGGCACCAAUUUGCAACUGUCGCCGGUCUUUAGCAGCGGCGAGGCAGCCAGCCCUUUGGCUGGCGAUGGCGAUGCCAGCUCUGUGGCCUCCUUAGAUGAUUCCAUGCCGCCGGGCUUGACCGCCUGCGACACGGAUGCCUCCAGUGACAGCAGCUUCGAUGAGAGCAGCCUGGCCGACUCGGGCUCGCCCCAAAUGCAGCUGCGCGCCGAGCAAAUGGAUGUGGCCUCGGUGCCCGAGGCUCCGCCUCCACAGCUGUGCGAGGCAGAGGAGGAGGACAGCCAGCCGUUGAGGAGCAAUGCGACCAGCCGCAAGUCAUCAAUAUCGUUCAUAGACAGCAGCAAUCCGCUGCUGCGCACACCCUACCUGAUGGACCUGUGCAACGACGACUACAACAUGACCGAGGAGAGCAGCUUCGAGCUUGACGGUGUGCUGGAUUAUCUCUAGACACCCUAAGCGCCUGUUCAACAACUAUUGCGGUAGACAGGCAGGCAGGCAGGCAGGCAUUGCAUUUGUUUUUUACGUAGGCUUUUCUUUUUUUUCUUUUUGGGUUUCGUUUAGUUUGGCAUUUAAAGAAGUGAAAUCAAAACAUAAACAAAAGAUUGAAUUUUGAGCCUUACGUAAAAUUAGAAAUUAAAAAA